GACAUGAACAAUUCACUAGACUUAAAUGCAUCAGAACAGCAUGGUUCUCAAGAAGUUUCCGAGCCAUUUUCUCAUACAACCACGAUACCGAGAGGUUCAAAAACUAAACGCGUAUCCAAACCGAAUAAAUUCGCGUCGUAUGAUUCAGAUCAGGAAAUACGUACCGUGAGUAUUCAAAAGAAAGAACGAAAAAUCGGAAAAGAAACUCCAUUACCAAAAAUGACAAUGUUUGUAUUGAGUGUGAUUGUAUUUUCUGAGCCAAUGAACUCUACAAUCUUAUUUCCUUUUGUAUAUUUUAUGGUACGAGAUUUCGGUGUUAGCGAUGAUGAUAAAGAAAUUGGUAGAUAUGCAGGAUUAAUAGCAUCAUCGUUCUUUUUCGCUCAAUUUUGUUUUGCGAUGUUUUGGGGAUCGCUCUCUGAUAGAAUUGGUAGACGACCAAUCCUACUAUUUGGUUUAUUAGGGAAUAUAAUAACUUGUUUGUUAUUUGGACUUAGUAAAUCGCUCAUUUGGGCCAUUAUAACUCGUGCAACUUGCGGCAUGCUAAAUGGUAACGUUGGUGUUGCAAAAAGUAUGCUUGGUGAGGUAACUGAUCGAACGAAUCAAACUAGAGCUUUUUCUCUCUUUGGCUUUUGUUGGGGAUUUGGUUGCAUCGGUAUUUUUCCUUAUUUUCUUCCGUGUGCCGUUGCGGCUUUUGUUGGUUUUACUGGAUUCAUUGUAGGAUUCUUUAUGCUCCCUGAAACACGUCAUUACAAACCUUUAUCUGAUCCUGAACGAAAACCUUUCUUAACUUCUAAUAAGAAAUUAUAUGGUGCUAUUAACUCCUCUAAUGAAAUAAGUGAUAACAAUAGCAGUAAAAUUAGUGUUGAUGAUAUUUGUUCGAUAACACCAAAUGAUAUUGACAGAGAUUCAACUAAUGAGCAAAAAAUUAUUACCAAGGAUAGCAUUUCUAAAAUAUCUUAUUAUACGAUUGCAAGUUAUGCUAUAAUAAGUUUUCAUACUAUCGUUUUCGAUGAAGUAUACUCUAUUUAUGCCGUUACUGCUAUUAGUGAUGGUGGUCUAGGAUUUAGUUCCACUGAAUUGGCUUUAACUUUAUCUUUUGCGGGCUUAUUGCACCUCAAUUGCCAAUUUCUACUUUAUCCAUAUUUAAGACUUAAAUUUGAUACGUUGAAAAUGUUCCGAACUGCUUUCCUCGCCUAUUUUCCAUGCUAUUGUAUGUUUCCGUUGAUCAGCCUAUUUAGAAGAAAAUUAAUCGAGUCCGAAAUUAAUUCAGAAAUGGUCACUAUAAUUACUUGGUCUAUUUUACUCCUUACCUUGAUGUUUAGAGUCAUUUUAAACGUUAUAUGUUUUACUACAGUUUUCAUCUUGAUAAAUAAUUCGGCAACAUCAAACGUUCUUGGCACUUUAAAUGGAAUUGGUCAAACUUUAGCAUCUUUUGCUCGUGCCUUUGGUCCAGCUUUGGGUGGCUUCCUAUGGUCUUGGUCAUUGAUAAAUAAUUUAGGUUUCCCAUUUAAUUAUUCUUUCGUUUUCAUAUUAAUAUCUUUCGUUGCAUUCAUUGGCCAUAUUCAAAGUUCAUAUAUACCUCCUGAGUUGGGAUAUUUGGAUGAUAAUUCAGUUGACAAUUCAGUUGUAGUUGAAUAA
Molecule: messenger RNA, 1638 nt
Organism: Dentiscutata erythropus
Lineage: Eukaryota; Fungi; Glomeromycota; Glomeromycetes; Diversisporales; Gigasporaceae
Source: the annotation of a GenBank genome assembly